Meleagris gallopavo (turkey) is the source of this 4007-nucleotide messenger RNA. NCBI's taxonomy places the organism in Eukaryota, Metazoa, Chordata, Aves, Galliformes, Phasianidae. The record is from RefSeq and is a predicted model, not a curated record.
UUUUAUGUCUUGCAGGAAGAGCCAAGGAGCAAAUCCAAAAUCUGUGCCAAUGUUUUCUGCGGAGCUGGGCGGGAAUGUGCAGUGACAGAGAAGGGAGAGCCAACCUGCCUCUGCAUUGAGCAAUGCAAACCUCACAAGAGGCCUGUGUGUGGUAGCAAUGGCAAGACCUACCUGAACCAUUGUGAGCUGCACCGAGAUGCCUGCCUCACUGGCUCCAAGAUCCAAGUGGAUUACGAUGGCCAUUGUAAAGAGAAGAAGUCUGAGAAUCCAGCUGCGAGUCCAGUUGUCUGUUACCAGUCGGACAGGGAUGAGCUUCGUCGCCGUGUCAUCCAGUGGCUAGAAGCAGAAAUUAUCCCAGACGGCUGGUUUUCCAAGGGCAGCAAUUAUAGUGAAGUCCUGGACAAGUACUUCAAGAACUUUGAUGAUGGCGAUUCUCGCCUGGACUCUACCGAAUUCCUGAAAUUUGUGGAGCAGAACGAGACUGCUGUCAACAUCACAACCUACGUGGACCAGGAGACCAACAAGCUGCUCAGGGGACUCUGCAUAGAUGCCCUCAUCGAGCUGUCAGAUGAAAACGCUGACUGGAAGCUCAGCUUCAAUGAAUUUCUCAAGUGCCUCAGCCCAUCCUUCAAUCCACCGGAGAAAAAGUGUGCCCUGGAAGAUGAAACCUAUGAGGAUGGAGCAGAGACCCAGGUGGAGUGCAACCGCUGCGUCUGUGCCUGUGGGAACUGGGUGUGCACUGCAAUGACUUGUGAAGGGAAGAAUGAGAAGAUGACAGCUCACAGACAACAACCUGGUCAAGAUUUGACUGAGGAGGAGCUAGCUAGAUAUGUUCAGGAGCUGCAAAAGCAUCAGGAGACGGCUGAGAAGACCAAGAAGAUGAGCACCAAGGAGAUGUAAGGGGCCUCCAUAUCGGAGGAGCCCAGGAGGAUGGGCCCAACCUACUGCCCUGUCCUCCAGUGCUGAUCUCAAUAUGCACAAGUGUCUGCUACAGUUGCCCAGUCACAGAUAUUUACAUUGUAUAGCGAUGGGUUAUUUGUUUUGUAAUACACAGAGAAUGGGGCCAGGAAAGGGGAGCAGAGCCCACCAGGUCAGGGAGCUUCGUUGCUGGGGCCUUGGAAGACUGGGGGGAAACUACAGCAGCCCCUGGGUCCCUUCCACAGGGUGACAGUAGUUUCUCAUAGGAGCUAAUGGGGAUUUCUUGUUCCCUUAGAUCUGGGGAAAGGAUGGAGGUCAGUGCUGGAUAGAAGAGGGGGUCUUCAAUUCAUAGUUGUCAGCACCAGCACAGGCCUGACAGUUUUCUGGCUGAGCAUAUGUGCUGCAGGACAUAAUAAGCCAAGGGCAUUGCCCUGCUUACCCUCCACUUUGGUUUGAGCUCCUCAAAGGUGGUCAGCCUCAUGUGACACCUGGAAGUCAUGGUGCCGUGCUGCUGACAAGAGUCCAGCACAUUCCUCCUUACUUUCCACCAGACUGUCCCCAGCAGCUCCUCCAGUACAUUGUGGGCUACAACGCAACACAGUUCCUUUUGACCUCAUCUCACUCUUAACUCUCCUUGCCCUCUCCUUAAAGGUGCUAUCAUAUUUUUUCUUAUCACAUUCACAUGCUGACUCCCCCUUUUGUUUUGUUUUGUUUUUUAUUACUUUAUUUCCUAUGGUAGUGAUUCAGCAUUUGUAUGUUUCGUAGUUCUAGAUCUUUCACGAAAACCCAGCCUGUGGGUUUUUGUUAUUGACAGUGCUGUAAUGCCCCGUGCACAAUUUGUAUCUCACUGCACUCAAGUCACCACAAGCAAGCAACUUGUGAGCCCUAUGCUACAGGGUAUUUCUCACUUGGGGAUUGCAGCGUCCCUCAAUGAACAAAGAGGCAGGGCUGGAUGUAAUUUCUACUAGACACAGGUUGACACUGCAGCUCUCUCUGGCUUUUGCUCCCCUGGCUAGCACUGACCGCCUGCUUAGAGUCUUAAACUGCCCAGAGGGACCUGCUGGGUAGUCUAGAGACAGAGGUAUGAGGCAUGCCAUUAGUAGGUUAACUGCAUAGAAAACUGUUCAAUUGAAGUUUGAGCUGUUAGCCAUCAUCUUGGGUUUUCCAUCUCCCUCUGGGAUAAGGCAGAAGCAUUCAUCUUUAAUUCCAGGUGUGUAUUCAGGGUCAGGGCUAGAACCCUUCUUACUGACACAGUUUUCAGUGUCUCUGAUUAGACCAUUUUUUACUACCUUUUGCUGGUCAUUUUCAAGUAUCUUGUUUCUCAGAGCAUUGGUCCUAGUUAAAAAUGAAAAGCUGUUUUGUUGACAGUCACCUCUCUAGCCUCACGCCCAGCUGAUUUUCUCCUGCAGUUGUCUAGUGUACUUCAUAUACUUACACACCUAAGCAUCCUCUGUCCACAUUCCCUUCAUGUCCUUGCUGUGCAUCCCAAGCAGUGGCACAUCUCUGAAUCAAGAGGACUGCCUGUGACUUCUAUCUUCCUGUUUCUGAACAACUUCAGCAAUUGUUGCCAGGUGUCUUGCAGUCCAUAGUGCUUACUGAAGCGAAACUCAGCCUGCAUCAGCAGAAGCAUGUUCUGCUUGAGAGAAGAUGAGCAGGGCAUGCAUCUCCACCUUUCCUUGCUGGCGCAAUGUUUUCCUUGAAGAAGAAGACUGAGCUGGUGUCUUGCAAAUGUAGGAAAAGAAGAGAGCUUGAUCCCUCCUGUGGUCUCUCCUGAGAACCAUGAUUAUUCAAAGUUGUCUGGUCUUUGAGCUGUAUUCUUGAUGUUAAUCCAGAGAACUUCCAUUGACUGAUGCAGUGCCACGUCUGCUGUGGGAAUCAUAACCUACUGUGCCACGUUUGGAUGUUGUGGCACAGUAAGUACAGAAUGGGACUGGUUCUUGCAGGGGUUCUUCUUCCAUGAAGAUCCAGAUUUGAGAAGCUAGGAUCUGUGAUUUGAGUGGAUGAGUCCAUAGGAGCUGUAAAUAAUGCAGGACUACACUGCGAGUCACUGUGUUCUGGUGACCCUGAAGGAGAUGUUUGGUGGAGCAGGAGUGCUCAUUAGACAUCUCCUAGCUCCUUCCUUAGAGAGGGACAAAGCAGCAUCAUGUGCUGGUUCUGGAGUCACAGGAACAUAGUUAAUAAAUAUUUUGCUUUAUUCUGCCCCAACUCAUGCCUCCCAGCUCACUACCUUGCAACUUGGAUCAUUGAAGUGCCUUAGAAAAAACACAACAGCUUGCCUUAAAGGCUAUCCCUGGAUGGGAAGAACAUCUUAUUGUCCAGGCAGGAAGAUCUCCAACUGGGAGAAGCAAAGCAUGGUGCAGGAGACAUCUAUGCAGAAGGGCUUCUGUUGGCUUAAUUCUCCAGUCCCCUUCCUGCUUCCUGCAGAUGUUGUAGUCUGUGAGGAUGCCUGCUGGGGUAGGCUGGAGAAUUGUAUGCUAGCAGUCAAGAUUCACAGAGCUUGCACUUGGACUGAGGCCAGGGAAUGGCUGCUCCUUCAGGCAAGGCAAGCUAAGCUCUCUUAACAAGCCAUGUAACAUAUCCUAGGACAAUGUGGUGUAGGGGUGCAGUGAAUGUGCCCCUAUGGAAAGAGGUGCUACCAGUGUAGCUCUUCCCUCCUUGUACCCUCAGAGGGAAUAUGUGACUAUGGAGAACAAUGGUGGUUGGAAAGGCUAACUAUGGUAACCACAUGAGACUCACCUGCCUUGGAUAUCCUUGGAGAUUCUCAUCUGGCCUACUCACAACAGGUAGGGGGGUCACUGUCAUCUGCAGGGUGACUUGGCUGUUGAGGAAGGGAGUGCUGAGUUCCAGGUGUUGCCCUCUGGGACAAUUGCUGUAGAGACUGCAAGUGGCAGGGAAGGCACUACUUUAAAAAAACAAAUUUAAGCAACAAACAAGUCCUACUCUUCCCUCUAUAUUCCCUCCUGUACGUGUGUGAAGUUUAUCAGUAUUCUGUAGGUUUCCUUAGUGCACUUAUUUUACUUGAUUUUGUAAUAUUUUGAAGCGGGGGUGGGGGGGUUGGAUAUUACUGCCAAAUAAAAUUUAAAAAAGAA